UUUACGCGCUGAGGGACGUUCUGUUAGAACUGCUUAGGAAAAAAAAAAAUCCCACAAGCUGCAGAAUAUCCUGGAAACUGAGCGCCCCCGAUCUGCCGUUUUGAGCAAACAGUGAAACCAAUGGCUCGGGUGGCGCACAGUCACAUGGUGACAGAGGGACACACCUGUGCAGGGCUGUGAGUCGCCCUGCAGUUGCACCACGAGCAGGUAGGCGGAAGGUGCAGGCUGAGCAGGGCAGGUAGCCGACGGUGCAUGCUCGCACAAACGGCCCCGCACCCCCGGGUUACCUCCAGACAUGAAUCGGGAAGAGCAUUUCUACCCGUCGCAGGUUUUUAAAGACUCCUGCGUUUACCAGAGGUCGCAGGGGGAUGACUACAGUCCGCCGCCCUGCCUCUACAUGAGCAGGCCGGUCCACUCCGUCUACACACCGCCGUCCCUGGGAGCCCUGGAGCCGGGCAGCCUUCCUGACAUCACCCACACCUACAGUCUGCCCAGCAUGCGGGAGGAUCCGGGUGUGCACCAGCUUCACCACCCGCAGGGCCUGCAGCAGGCUCCCCUCCAGCCUGCGGGUUAUGCAGAGGUGGGGGAGCAGAGCAGAUACCACCUUCCAUUCCCAUGGAUGAAAUCCACUAAAUCCCACUCACACACCUGGAAGGGACAGUGGGCAGGGCCUUACGUGAUGGCGGAGACGGAGGAAAACAAGCGCACUCGGACCGCCUACACCCGCGCGCAGCUGCUGGAGCUGGAGAAGGAGUUCCUGUUCAACCGCUACAUCUCGAGGCCGCGCCGGGUGGAGCUGGCGCUCACCCUGAGCCUCACCGAGCGGCACAUCAAGAUCUGGUUCCAGAACCGGCGCAUGAAGUGGAAGAAGGAGGAGGACCGGAGGAGGGCGAGGGGGAGCGACCCGGACCAGGACUCGUCCAUCACCUCUGUGGACCAGGGAGAGGCCGGGGGAGCGGUGUCCUCCACAAACGGACCUCACAGCACCACACCCCCCGUUUCCCCGCUGCACAGCCACUCUCUCUCAGCAUCUGCACCCAGAGAGCCAGCAUAGACCCCUAGGAGGCACUUAUUAUCAAGACUAUUUCAGACACCCCUUUUCUUUGUUUCUCCUUUUUAUGAAAACUCUGCAGGAAUAUGGAUAAUAUGCAACGGAAUGCAGUCUAAAUAAGAGCAAUCAGAGGACGAAAAUGGCAAGGAUGCAAGAGUUACAGGUGUAUAGCCAUCAAUAUACCAUUUUGAAUAUAUCAUGGAUGAUCUGCAGUUGUGUUUAUGAACUGAAUUGAAGUAACACCUCUUUAUCUUGAGCCUUGAGCUUGCACACCAAAUUGCAAGCUGAAACGUCUUUUCCUCCCCCCUUUUAGAUCUGGCAGCAUGGCAGUAUCACUUCCAGACUAUUCCCUCCAAAUCAGAGCAAUGUUUAUGAAUGUACGUCUGUAUAUAUAUUUUAUAUGUCAGUGUCUUCUGUAUAAACACAAUAUAUGAAUCAGUGAUGCACAUGUUAGAUUAAUUCUUUAUUUUAAUAGCCUAAUAAUGCAUCUGAAAUAAUAAAGACUGUGA
This is a messenger RNA of Cololabis saira (Pacific saury), 1560 nucleotides long. It is a transcript of the gene pdx1, whose product is annotated as pancreatic and duodenal homeobox 1. Lineage: Eukaryota; Metazoa; Chordata; Actinopteri; Beloniformes; Belonidae. Bases 296 to 1054 code for a protein of 252 amino acids. Gene Ontology annotation, biological process: regulation of transcription by RNA polymerase II; type B pancreatic cell differentiation. The transcript is spliced from 2 exons. Gene Ontology annotation, molecular function: RNA polymerase II cis-regulatory region sequence-specific DNA binding; DNA-binding transcription factor activity, RNA polymerase II-specific. The record is from RefSeq and is a predicted model, not a curated record. Gene Ontology annotation, cellular component: nucleus.